CUCUGCAGACAUGGCCGCGUGUGCAAGAGCUGCAACUGUCAGUAUCUUUUUAUUCCUGACGAAGGUGACGCUAGUGACACCUGCCACCACCCCUGCGCCGCGUCUGACGGAAAACGACUGCGCUGUGCAUACUUUGCCGAUCGAGGUUCUGCAACAGCUGAUGAACAGCGCUGAGGUCAUCCUGAAGAACUUCGACUCAGGAAUGGCAGUCCAACCAGAGGCAGGAUCAUCCGACGCUGCUGUAGACGGAUCAGCCACCCACAUCCUCCUGCGUCGAAUGGACAGCGAACAGACGGAGCUGAGGAGAAAAGUUCUCCACUUAGAAGCAGAACUGUCCCGGAUGAAGGAAGGCCAGGAAAGUAGUUCCACCACCUGCCACCACCACCAGCAGGAGAUUAACAGUAGCGUGGUAAAUCAGGUGCAGCAGCUUCAGGAAGAAACCAGGCAGGUGACAGAUCAGCUGUCAGCUCAGGUGCAGCAGCUUCAGGAAGAGGUGAAGAACCAGCUGUUCGGUCUGUCUCAGCAGGUCAACCAGACGCUUCAAGUCCCAGUGGCUACGUCCGGAAGAGGACUGGAAACACAGAGUGACCUCGAUACCAGGCCUCGGGACUGCUACGACCUCCUUCGAUCAGGAAGAAACGAAAGUGGCAUCUACACAAUUUAUCCUCAAACAUGUGGAAUUCCGGGUGAAGGGGUCGCCGUCUGGUGUGACAUGGGCGAGAAAGAGGUCAACGAAGGCGGAUGGACCGUUGUCCUUCUUCGGCGACCUCUCAGUACCCAGGUGAACUUCAGCAGGGGAUGGGACGAUUACAGAAUUGGAUUUGGGAGUCCAGACACUGAAUACUGGAUAGGUAACGACGUGCUCCACGCCCUCACGAACAGAACAACCCAAGUGCUCCGGGUGGACAUGACCGACUGGGACGGGGAGUCCCGGUACCAAGAGUACAGCUCCUUCCACGUCGCCGACGGAGAUCACCAGUACAGCCUCCGACUGGGGACGGGAUCCGGAACUGCUGGGGAUGCCCUCAAACGUCAUGAUAACAUGCUCUUCUCCACUCCCGACAGAGAUAACGAUACUCACGAUUCUGUUAACUGCGCAGAUUCAUACGACAGUGGCUUCUGGUUUUAUAUUUGUAAGCAUGCGAGUCCAACGAACCCAUUUAUGAGCAAGCAGAAAAACAAAGCUGGGAUAACUUGGAACACGUUCCACUCUGACCGGAGCACGCUGCAAAGCAUCACCUUUAAAGUGAAGCCAGCUGUGUUAUAGAGGAUGAUUUCUCUCAGUCAUAAAUCUUAAAACCCAGUGUCAAUCUAUGCGCAACAAAACUUGUUAUAAAGGAAUGUAAAGGGUGACUGAGAGAAAAUUAAGAAAACAGAGAAAUUUGUAAAUUGCGAAUAAACAGUAGUCUACUGGGUGUUCUUCAGCAAGCGACCUUGGUGGCUUCUCUACUCAUUUACAUAA
This is a messenger RNA of Macrobrachium nipponense, 1462 nucleotides long. RefSeq names its product fibrinogen-like protein 1. The transcript has 6 exons. The record is from RefSeq and is a predicted model, not a curated record. NCBI's taxonomy places the organism in Eukaryota, Metazoa, Arthropoda, Malacostraca, Decapoda, Palaemonidae. The coding region runs from base 11 to 1267 and encodes 418 amino acids.